Messenger RNA from Microsporum canis CBS 113480, 1524 nucleotides. Its product is annotated as maltose permease. Gene Ontology annotation, molecular function: carbohydrate:proton symporter activity. Gene Ontology annotation, cellular component: membrane. The record is from RefSeq and is a predicted model, not a curated record. Bases 1 to 1524 code for a protein of 507 amino acids. Lineage: Eukaryota; Fungi; Ascomycota; Eurotiomycetes; Onygenales; Arthrodermataceae. Gene Ontology annotation, biological process: transmembrane transport; carbohydrate transport. The transcript has 7 exons.
AUGGCGUUGGCAACAGACGAUGACCUGCACAAGCUGAAUCAGGAUGAGCGAGAGGCUGAUGUCCAGCUCGCAACACAGAAAGAACAUGAGAUGGGUAUCAUGCGCGCGAUAAAGCUAUACCCCAAGGCCAUCGCUUGGUCGUUACUCUUCUGCAUGGGUGUCAUCAUGAACGGGUUUGACGCUCAGGUGAUAGGGAACAUGUUCCCUGUGGCUAGGUUCCAGCGAGAUUUUGGAUACCAGUUCGAGGGGAAAUGGAAUAUAUCUGCUGCCUGGCAAUCUGGCCUGAGUAUGGGGAGCCCCAUCGGACAGGUGGUUGGCGCGUUGCUCGUCAGCUAUCCUAUGGAGUGGUUUGGUAGGAAGCGGACGUUCCUUUUUUUCGCACGAUCACUUGAAGUGCUGAUAGUCGGUCAGUUACUCGGUGGCCUUGUCUUGGGUACAUAUACCGUCAUCGCUCCUACGUAUGCCUCUGAAGUCUGCCCGGUGGCCCUGCGUGGUAUCCUAACAUCCUACGUCAACCUUUGCUUUGUUAUCGGCCAGUUCCUUGCUAAUGGUAUCUCGGCCGGCACACACAACCUGGAUUCACACUGGGCUUAUAGCUUCCCCUUUGCUCUACAGUGGAUCUGGCCGGCUAUCAUUUUAUGCACAGUUCCCUUUGCUCCCGAGAGUCCCUGGUGGCUGGUGAGAAAGGAGAGGAUGGAGGACGCAGAGAAGUCUUUGCGUCGACUUGCUUCGUCGAAAGUCGAUGUUAAACCUACUCUUGCUAUGAUUAUUGAAACGGACAGACUAGAGCAGCAUAUGCAAGCUGGCACUACGCUCCUAGAUUGCUUUAAAAGUGUCAAUGUCAGACGCACAGAAAUUGCUGUUGGAGUUUAUGCGAUCCAGGUCCUCAGUGGGAUUUAUCUCGUUGGCUAUUCAAACUACUUCUUCACCCUUGCCGGGCUUAGCUCUGAUGACGCUUUUAGCAUGGGGCUUCACUCACAUUAUCAGCUUGGAUUCCUCGGCGUCGGCUUCCUCGGUACUGUUCUCUCGUGGUUUGAGCUGGCGUACUUUGGCCGUCGGACCAUUUAUCGCAACGGCCUGGCAAUGCUUGCACUCCUCCAGUUUAUCAUCGGCAUCCUCGACUGUGUUCCCAACUACGAGAAACGCCCUAGUGUCAUCUGGGCUCAAGUAUCGAUGAUGGUAGUCUGGAAUUUUGCCUACAGUCUAUCUGUCGGGCCGGUUUGUUUCGUUAUACUAUGUGAAUGUUCUGCGACAAAGAUUCGGUCUAAGACUAUCGCUCUGGCGACUGCAGUGCAGGCGAUGCUAGGUAUAGUUAUGACAGUCGCCAUUCCGUACAUGAUCAACCCGGAUGCGGCGAACUGGCGAGGGAAACUUGGCUUCUUCUUCGGGGGCCUCGCCACGGUAUGCUUUGUCUGGACGUUUUUCAGGGUCCCCGAGACAAAGGGUAGGACGUACGAGGAACUUGAUAUCAUGUUUGAGAGGAAUGUACCUACUCGGAGGUUUAAGGGCUACAAAUUCGACUAG